Messenger RNA from Arachis duranensis, 882 nucleotides. RefSeq lists its product as uncharacterized. The record is from RefSeq and is a predicted model, not a curated record. Bases 1 to 882 code for a protein of 293 amino acids. NCBI's taxonomy places the organism in Eukaryota, Viridiplantae, Streptophyta, Magnoliopsida, Fabales, Fabaceae. The transcript has a single exon.
AUGAGGCUUACUGUUGGUGGUAUGGUUGAAGUUGAUGAUGAUAUCAAAGCUUUUGCAGAUUGGUUAAUUCAAAUUGGGAAUGGAUUGGCAGGUGAUUCAACAGAUGGUGAGUCAGAAGUAGUCAUCCCUAAAGACAUACUUAUUGAUGAUACUGAUGAUGGGUUUCAGAAUUUGGUUACAUUUGUCUACACAGGGUUAUUGAUGAACUUGGAUAACAUUAAUUAUUUCAAGGAGCGUACGAUUUUGGCACCCACUCUUGAAGUUGUCCAUGAGGUCAAUAACACAAUUAUGGAAUUUAUUAAUAGUGAUGAAAAAGUUUAUCUUAGUUCAGACUCAUUAUGUGCUGAAGAGGGCAACAUGGAAUACGAGUUGGAUGCUAUUACAACUGAUGUUCUAAAUUCGAUAAAUUGCUCAGGUUUGCCCAACCAUCAGUUGAAACUCAAAAUUGGUGUACCUGUGAUGCUUCUAAGGAAUAUAGACCAAAGCAAUGGACUUUGCAAUGGUACUCGAUUACAGGUUCGUAGACUUGGAAAUCAUGUAAUUGAAUGCAACAUCUUGACGGGAGACAAGUGUGGUGAAGUAGUUCUCAUUCCACGCAUGAAUAUGGCUCCGAAUAAUGAAACUCUACCUUUCAGGUUUCAACGUAGACAAUUUCCUUUGGUAGUCUCUUUUGCAAUGACCAUAAAUAAAUCUCAAGAUCAAACUUUGAGCAAAGUUGGUUUAUACUUACCUAGACCUGUUUUUACACACGGACAAUUAUAUGUUGCGUUGUCUAGGGUGAAGUCUAGAGAGGGUUUGAGAGUUUUGAUAAAGAAUAAUGGAUCACUAAGUGAUGAUUCUACCUUAAAUGUUGUGUAUAGGGAAGUUUUUCAGAAUCUCUAA